UAUUGUGUGAAUAUUGAAUAAUAACUCUUUCCCAAAAUUGGAAAAAUGUAGGGGUUUAGGGAAGGCCUUUAAAUCACCCAAAUUAUUUCCCUGUUUGAGUCACUCGAUUACAGUUGCUUUCUUCUUUGUUUGAUCCGAAACAGUUUGAAGCGAGACCACACUAUUCUUUCCACGAUGAGCCACGUCUCCAAUGAUCUCGCUGCGGUGAAGGGCGGUUCUGACGCGGCUCGAAUUGUGGUAGUGAAGGCGUGGCUCAACUCUCAGUUUGAGGCGGUGGGCAGAGAAGUCCCUAAUGUAGAGUACACUCAUGGAAACAUCAACCAUCUGUAUAAUCUCGCCAUCGCUUCUCAAGCCAAGUCUCAGGCUGCCACCAUUGUAGCCAAAGAUUUUCGUCGAAAGGCUUCAGAGUACCGUGCUCAAGGGGCUAGGGUUAGAGAGAUAUUGGAGAGUGCAGGAAUGUCACAAGAUAGCUUACCGUCAGAUGUGGUCUCUUCAGCUCAAGUUGUUGCAAAUGUUGCAAAUUUGUUGAACAUAAGGGACACUGAACUGAGCAGUUUCCUAGUAGCAAUGGGAGACAUUUCUCUGAGGAAGAGUGAAGUGGAAGAGAAGAGGGCUAAGGCACAGAUGGAGUCCAAUGUUCUUCUUGAUUAUACAAGAAAAGCGAUACAGAAGCUGACGUAUCUAAAGAAGCUCCUUGCGGAGCUAGAAGAUGAUGUAGUAGUACCUUGUGAAUCACUGAUGGAGAAUUGGAAAACAAAUAUGGAAGUAAUGGCAAUCAAGGAGGAACAGUACAAAAAGAAGUAUAAGGACUCUGAGAUUAGAUGGUUGAAACGUCAGCAAGAUGCAAGCGAAAUGUUACUCAAAUACAAUCCCAAGAUCAGCCACAGAGAUCUGGUAGAAAUGGCAGAGCACCGAAAGGAACUGGAGAAGAUGACAAAACCUGUUCUUGAUGCUCUGAGAAGUUACCAGGACUUGCCUCCGGAUAUAGCUCUAGCUUCACUAGCAAUCGAAGAAAAGAAUAGACAGUUUGAAGCCGCGGAAAGGCGGCUAGAAGAAGUAUUACAAUCAGCUCUUGAGACAAGCGAUGUGUGA
Messenger RNA from Camelina sativa (false flax), 1092 nucleotides. The record is from RefSeq and is a predicted model, not a curated record. NCBI's taxonomy places the organism in Eukaryota, Viridiplantae, Streptophyta, Magnoliopsida, Brassicales, Brassicaceae.